UGUCAUCGAUGAGCCAUAGACUUCAUAAUAUGACAUGACACGGGGUGCAGGGCCAAUCCGUAGAAAAAAUUUAAAAUUCAGAUAUUUUCAAAACCAAAGCUGCUACCGACCUUAAUCCAAAACAGGCACCUCCCUUAGGCAUAUGUGAGUCUCCGUGAGCAGCGGUAUCAAAAAAUUCAAAGUUGUUCCCUUAUAAAAUGCCGAUUAAUUAUUUUUUAUGUAAGUAUAAUGAAGCUUAAAAUGGCUGUAUAAUUCUCAGAUUUUACACUAGAUGCACAAAAAUCCCCCAAAUGCAGAGAUAAUCACCUAUAUUUUCGGGAUCAAUAGCAAUUUUUAACAUAUCAUAUAAGUUUUUGCCCAAAAUACCACCUUAUUUUUUCUUUUAUUUACUGCAUGUUUUGAACAGCUAAUAAAUCACUCAAUUUUCACAUCACAAGCUUAAUACUUGAGGAAAACAUGCAGAAUCAAUUAUAAAUAAUUUAUAAAUAGAUUAUUAAUAAAUUUUAUAUACAAUCACAACUUAUUACAGAAUCGAAUAGCCCUUUAUUGUCAUUAUACAGUUGUACACUAAAAAUGUGGAGCAUCGCCCUUUACAGUGCAGUAUAAGAUAAGUUCAAAUAUCGAAAGUGACUUGCAAGUAUAAAGUAUGAAAUCUAAACAAACAUAAAUAUAAAAUGUGUAUGAAAUAGUCCUAUAAUUCAGGCAGUGCAAAUAAUCAAUGUGGUAUCACCAGGAUAUGAGUCCCAUCUUUCAACAACCCAUCCAUCCAUCCAUCCAUCCAUUAUCUUCCGCUUAUUCCGGGGUCGGUUCGCGGGGGCAGCAGCUUCAGCAGGGAAGCCCAGACCUCCCUCUCCCCAGCCACUUCAGCCAGCUCCUCCGGCGGGAUUCCAAGGCGUUCCCAGGCCAGCCGAGCGACAUAGUCUCUCCAGCGUGUCCUGGGUCGACCCCGGGGCCUCCCGCCGGUGGGACAUGCCCGGAACACCUCUCCAGGGAGGCGUCCGGGAGGCAUCCGAACCAGAUGCCCGAGCCACCUCAACUGGCUCCUCUCAAGGCGGAGGAGUAGCGGCUCGACACCAAGCCCCUCCCGGAUGACCGAGCUUCUCACCCGAUCUCUAAGGGAGAGCCCGGACACCCUGCGGAGGAAACUCAUUUCGGCCGCUUGUAUCCGUGAUCUUGUUCUUUCGGUCACGACCCACAGCUCGUGACCAUAGGUGAGGGUAGGAACGUAGAUCGACCGGUAAAUCGAGAGCGUCGCCUUUUGGCUCAGCUCCUUCUUCACCACAACGGACCGGCGCAGAGUCCGCAUCACUGCAGACGCUGCACCGAUCUGCCUAUCAAUCUCCCGCUCCCUCCUACCCUCACUCGUGAACAAGACCCCAAGAUACUUGAACUCCUCCACUUGGGGCAAGAUCUCAUCCCCGACCCGGAGAGGGCAUGCCACCCUUUUCCGGCUGAGGACCAUGGUCUCGGAUUUGGAGUUGCUGAUCUUCAUCCCAACCGCUUCACACUCAGCUGCAAACCACCCCAGUGAGAGUUGGAGGUCACAGCUUGAUGAAGCCAACAGCACCACAUCGUCUGCAAAAAGCAGAGAUGCAAUGCUGAGGCCACCAAACCGGACACCCUCAACGCUUCGGCUGCGCCUAGAAAUUCUGUCCAUAAAAAUUAUGAACAGAAUCGGUGACAAAGGGCAGCCUUGGCGGAGUCCAAUCCUCACUGGGAACGAAUUCGACUUACUGCCGGCAACGCGGACCAGACUCUGACACCGGUCGUACAGGGACCGAACAGCCCUUACCAAGGGGCUCGGUACCCCGUACUCCCGGAGCACCCUCCACAGGACUCCCCUAGGCACACGGUCGAACGCCUUCUCCAAAUCCACAAAACACAUGUAGACUGGUUGGGCGAACUCCCAUGCACCCUCGAGGACCCUGCCAAGGGUGUAGAGCUGGUCCGCUGUUCCACGGCCGGGACGAAAACCACACUGCUCCUCCUGAAUCCGAGAUUCGACUUCCCGACGGACCCUCCUCUCCAGCACCCCUGAAUAGACUUUACCGGGGAGGCUGAGGAGUGUGAUCCCUCUAUAAUUGGAACACACCCUCCGGUCCCCGGUCUGCCAAUCCAGAGGCACUGUCCCCGAUGUCCACGCGAUGUUGUAGAGGCGUGUCAGCCAUGACAGCCCUACAACAUCCAGAGCCUUUAGGAACUCCGGGCGGAUCUGUCAUUGCCCACAUGAGCGUUGAAGUCCCCCAGCAGAACGAGGGAGUCCCCAGAGGGGGCACUCUCCAGCACACCCUCCAAGGACUCCAAAAAGGGUGGGUACUCUGAACUGUUGUUUGGUGCAUAAGCACAAACAACAGUCAGGACCCGUCCCCCCACCCGAAGGCGGAGGGAGGCUUCCCUCUCGUCUACUGGGGUAAACCCCAGCGUACAGGCACCAAGCCUGGGGGCAAUAAGUAUGCCCACACCUGCUCGGCGCCUCUCACCGUGGGCAACUCCAGAGUGGAAGAGGGUCCAACCCCUCUCGAGAGGACUGGUAUCAGAACCCAAACUGUGUGUGGAGGAGAGUCCAACUAUAUCUAGUUGGAACUUCUCUGCCUCACACACCAGCUCGGGCUCCUUCCCCGCCAGAGAGGUGACAUUCCAUGUCCCAAGAGUUAGCUUCUGUUCCAAGAGUUAGCUUUCAACAACCGUGUAGCCUUUUUCUAUGCCGUGUGUUUUCUGGUCAUCUUCCUCAACUUGUACAAGUCCCUGUUCCUCGCCGUCUCCUUUCUGCCCUCCUGGACUCUGCUCCUCUUCCUGUCCUGCCGCUCGGCCACUCCCAGGCCUAGUUCUUCCUCGCUUCUGAAGUCACAUCCUUGGAGAAGUUCGCACCAAAACAGUUGGCGAGUGACUGCCAGGAACUCCGGCAGGUGCUCUUGUGCUUGCUGCAGCGACAUUCCGAAGGACGCUAUGUGGGCCACGGGGAGAGAUGGCCGCUUGAGGACUGCCCGACCUGUCUCCAGCUCUCCCUUGUCCUCUGGAACAUCUCUAGGCCAUGUCCCUGUGUUCCUGUUCGCCCAUGGUCAUGGCGAGGAGCCUCAGACCGGCGAUUGUGUUGGGGUUGACGAUGAGCUCGACGCUCUCUUUCUCGGUCGAAGAGCACGCCAGUACCUUCUGGGUCAACUUGAAGCUGGCCUCUCAGGCUCCUAAAAAACAUGUUUGUUUUUGAAAGAUAUUUGUUUUGAUUCAUCUUUUUUGGUAAAGUGAAUAAUGCUGGCCACUUACUUCAGCCCCAGGACACCUGGGUAACACCAAACAUACUUCUAUUCACACAUAUUCUAUGUGCAACACUGAAUUAUGUGCAAUAUUAAUCUUCAAUAUUCAAUGCCUUCACUGUCAACUGCUGCUACUUCACUUCAAUUAUUUGCACUGCCUGAACAUAGGACUGCCUCAUACAUAUUUUAUAUUUAUUUAGGUUUUAUACUUUAUUCUUGCAAGCCACUCUGGAGAUUUUUUUUAUUGUCGUGCACUGUAAAGGGAGAUGCUCCACAAUUUCAUUGUACGACCCUAUAAUGACAAUAAAGGGCUAUUGUAUUCUAUUCUAUUCUAUUGCUGUCGGCGUAGGGGUUGGUGUAGGACCAGGUGCCCUCAGGGAGCUCGAGGCUGGCGUAGUAGCCAGCAUUGUUGGCGUGGCUGUCAAAGCUGACCGAGUGGAAACACAAACAAAGAGCUUUUUCCGCUGAAAAUUCUUGUGAAUAAAUACUUAAAUCCCUGAAUUAAAAAAACAACAACAGGCCGUUUUUUUUACAUAAAUAUGUCAAAUGUGCUGCUAGUUUAGUCACUGUGGUCACCCCUUAGUACAACCAAGACCUUUUUGCAUUGGAAAGUCUUGUGAAUAAGUGCUUAAAUCCCUGAAUUCAUUAUAGAUAUGAACGUAAAACAGUCUUGAUUCUUGGUUAAAAGCAAAAAAAAAAAAAAACGUGCAGUUAGCAGUUUUUUUUCAUAAGAAUGGCGAAGAAUAAUGCCAACGCUGUAGCCCCUAUUUUCUCCCAUGGAUUUUUUUUUCACAACGUUUCAAAAUGCAUGCAUGGUACGAAAAAAAUAAUAAUUACCUUGAAUCCUCCAACAAAUCUCUCCUGAGACAAUCCUUACUGUUUGUAUGUGGUACAGCUUUCGUACUUUUUCAAAAAUCCAAGCUUAGGCUCGCAGCGUGUUCUGUCUUCGACUGACUAUUACUAAAUAAAGCAGGCUUUGGUACAGCCCCCUACGGGAAGACGUGACACAAAGAAUGACAAAGUGUCAGGUCAAUAGAUUUUUGAAGUCUACGGAUGAGCAGAAAUGCUUCUUUUAGUGCUUCUAAGACCUCGAGUUGAUUGUACUAAACGUUGUAUAACAGGGGUCCCCAAACUAUGGCCCGUGGGCCGGAUGCGGCCCGCCUCCACAUUUGGUCCGGCCCCCUGAACAAUACCAGAGAGCAUUUUGAGUUUUUUUUUUUUUUUUUUUUUUCAAUAGUGUUAUUUAUUUCCUGGCUUUUUUUUUCUGUGAAGAACCCAGAGAGGGUUAUUUGGUUAUUAUCUAUUUAAUUAAUAGUGUUAUUAUUAUUAUAAUCAUUAUAUUAUAUAUAUAUAUUUUUCAUUUUAUUUACUUUUGUUCCGCAAAGAAUCCAGAAAGGGUUAUUUGAUUGUGGCUUUCUGAAAAACAAGAAAUUUUUACGUUUAGGCACUGCUGCAAUCGUCACACUUUUUCUGUUACAAACUGACCCCGGCCCCUCAUCAGAGAAGUGAAAAGUUAUGUGGCCCUCACAGGAAAAAGUUUGGGGACCCCUGUUGUAUAAGGAUAUGAGAUUUGAUAGCAAAAGUAUCCGUACUCAGUUAUUUGUUUUUGCACGAUCACAGAAGUUUGUCAUGGUGGAAAUUUGACUUUGUACGACUCUUGAUUGUCAUGGAGGAUAUUUUUGCAUUGGUGAACACACUGGCUGCCAGUGACGGCAGUACACGUCCAACUCAUUCAUCAGAAAUUCCCAGUCAAAAUGCCAAAUGGCUGGCUUGCUUCCCGCUGUUCAGGUGCGUUAUGUCGGGGGCGGACGCGGAGGUGUAUUUCUCCCAGGCGCACGACGGGAGCGUGUCGUCGGGCUUCCGGGCGCUCUACGAGGAGCGUCUGCUGCUGGACGUCACGCUGACGGUCGAGGAGCACCACUUCCAGGCUCACAAGGCGCUGCUGGCCACCCAGAGCGACUACUUCCGGGUCAUGUUCACGGCGGACAUGCGCGAGCGGGACCAGGACAAGAUCCACCUGAAGGGGCUGACGGCGUCGGGGUUCGGCCACAUCCUCCGCUUCAUGUACUACGGCUCGCUGGAGCUCAGCAUGAUCACCGUGCAGGAGAUCCUCCAGGCGGCCAUGUACGUGCAGCUGACGGAGGCGGUGGAGUUCUGCUGCUCCUUCCUGCUGGCCAAGAUCUGUCUGGAGAACUGCGCCGAGGUCAUGCGGCUCCUGGAGGACUUCAGCGUGGGCGCCGAGGGCGUCCAGGAGCGCCUGGACGACUUCCUCUUGGACAACUUUGUCCCGCUCAUGAGUCGAGCAGACUUCCUGUCCUACCUCAGCUUGGAGCGACUGCAGGCGUACCUGAACAGCGACGCCCUCAGUCGCUACCCGGAAAUCGAGCUGUACGAAGCGGCGCAGUCGUGGCUGCGGCACGACCGUCGGCGCUGGAGACACGCCGACGCCGUGGUCCGGUCGGUCCGCUUCUGCCUCAUGACGCCCGCCGACAUUUUCGAGAAGGUGAAGACGUCGGAGUUCUACCGCUAUUCCAGGCAGUUGCGUCAAGAAGUGGAGCGGGCCGCGGGCUACUUCCACGACGUCCACCGGCAGCCGCUGGCCGGCACGCGGGCCAACCGCAUCCGCUCGCGGCGCCCGCAGACAGCCGUCUUCCGCGGCAUGAUCGGCCACAGCAUGGUCAACAGCAAGAUCCUGCUGCUGCGGCGGCCCGAGGCCUGGUGGGAGCUGGAGGGCCCCCAGGUGCCGCUGCGACCCGAUUGCUUGGCCGUGGUGGACGACUUCGCCUUUCUGCUCGGGGGGGAGGAGCUGGGGCCCGACGGCGAGUUCCACGCCUCCUCCAAGGUCUAUCGCUACGACCCCCGACAGAACUCCUGGCUGCGCAUGGCCGACAUGUCCGUGCCCAGGUCGGAGUUUGCCGUGGGCGUGAUCGGCAAGUUCAUCUACGCGGUGGCGGGUCGCACUCGAGACGAAACCUUCUACUCCACCGAGCGCUACGACAUCACCCAGGACCGCUGGGAGUCGGCGGACCCGUACCCGGUCAACAAGUACGGACACGAGGGCACGGUCCUGGGGGGCAGGCUCUACAUCACCGGCGGCAUCACGUCCUCGUCCACCUCCAAGCAGGUGUGCGUCUUGGACCCGGGGCGGGAGGCGGCCGGCGGCUCGGACUCGCUACGGACGCGCCGCGGCGCUCCCGACGCCUCCCGCCCCGGCUGCUGGGAGAACAAAUCCAAAAUGAACUACGCCCGCUGCUUCCACAAGAUGAUCUCUCACAACGGGAAGCUGUACGUCUUCGGCGGCGUGUGCGUGGUCCUGCGCGCGUCCUUCGAGUCGCAGGGCUGCCCGUCCACCGAGGUGUACGACCCGGACGCCGACGAGUGGACCAUCCUGGCCUCCAUGCCCGUGGGGCGCAGCGGGCACGGCGUGGCGGCGCUGGAGCGCCGCAUCGUGGUGCUGGGCGGCCUGUGCUACAACGGCCACUACAGCGAUUCCAUCCUGACCUUCGACCCCGAAGACAACAAGUGGAAGGAGGACGAGUACCCCCGGAUGCCUUGCAAACUGGACGGGCUGCAGGUGUGCACGCUGCGCUUCCCGGAGUACGUGCUGGAGCACGUCAGGCGCUGCAGCUGAGGGCCCUUUUUUGGCCGCUCCCGAGCGCUUUUGCUCUUUGCUUUUAUAGAGAAGGUUGCAUCACUUCCUCUUUCCUCUUUUUUUUUUUUUUGUCUGACGUGCCGGAAGCUGCAAUCGGAGUCCCUCACAGAAAGAAUCGCCUACAG
Molecule: messenger RNA, 7028 nt
Organism: Corythoichthys intestinalis (scribbled pipefish)
Lineage: Eukaryota; Metazoa; Chordata; Actinopteri; Syngnathiformes; Syngnathidae
Gene: klhl15
Product: kelch-like family member 15
Exons: 6
Coding region: 4918-6882 (654 amino acids)
Biological process (GO): protein ubiquitination; nuclear protein quality control by the ubiquitin-proteasome system
Cellular component (GO): Cul3-RING ubiquitin ligase complex; nucleus
Molecular function (GO): protein binding
Source: RefSeq, a predicted model, not a curated record